CUAUGCAAAAUAUCCUUGAAAAUAUAGUUUUAAAGUGUUCCGAAAAUUCAUGCAAAAGUAUAAGCAAUAAGGAAGAACAUGAACAAGUAUGGAAAAGUGGAAACAUAUUACCCCAAUGUUCAGCAUUGUCUUCCUCUUCAUUGACAGUAACAGAUAUUUACAAAAUUAAUACAAAUAGUGAUAUUCCUAAAGAACUAGAAUAUGCAUUUGCUCACUUUGCAAAGCUAAAAAUGGCAAAAAACAAUUCACAUUCAUUUGAACUUCCUUCUGGCGGUCCAAGGGCUACACAGUUUUCAGUGACUACAAAGAGCUUUAAAACAUCAACUGAGAUUAGUCAGAAAACCAUUUAUAGACGUCAAAAGCAACUCCACCAAUCGCUAAUAGAUAAUGCAGGACCAACAAAAAAGGCAAAAAUACAACAAGUAGCACUUAUGCUCAAUUCUUUUAAUAAAAACAAUAAAAUUGAUAUUCUAAAAAAAUCAAAUCUCUCCCAAGUUGAGAUAGGACCAGAAGAUAUUGUAUCACUUAAAGCAGACUGUGGUUUACCUUGGGAAAAGAUGAAAAAAAUGAUAAGAUUUUUCCAGACAAAAAAUGUCAAAUUACCCUCACUUUCUAAUCAACGAAAAGUUGCAAAAUAUUGGUCAGGUAACGAUUUGAUUGUUGAAGAUAAAGAACUGCUGUUUGAAUUAAAAAACAAAAAAGGAACUUUUGAAUUGAAAGAUACACCUACAGCAUAUAUUAAUGAUUUGCCAUCACAUUUAAUCAAGGUACUGGAUCAGUUAGAAAGAUAUAACCAACUAACAUUUGAAAAGAUAACUCCUAGUGAAAUACAUAUAAAGAUUGGUGGUGACCACGGAGGUGGUUCAUUUAAAAUGAGCUAUCAGGUAGCUAAUGUUGCUACACCCAAUUCAAAAAAUAAUACGACUGUUUUCAAUAUAUUUGAGGCCAAAGAUUAUAGAGCAAACCUCAAAAUUUCACUCUCAAGACACAUAGAUGAAAUUAGACAGCUUCAAGCAAUGAAAUGGAGGGAAAAAUGUUUGCGUGUAUUUAUAUUUGGUGAUUAUGUAUUUUUGUGUGCUAUUUAUGGCAUCACAGGAGCAACUGGUCGUCAUUGCUGCUUAUUCUGUGAAAUCACAUCAAGUGAAAUGCAAUUGAACAUUGAAGCUAGAACGCGACCGAUUCUUUUGAGAACGCUUGCAAUUUUAAAAUCAGAUUAUGAACGAUUCAAAAAUGAUGGAGGCAAUAUCAAACGUGCAAAGAAUUUCAAUAAUGUAAUUGAUGAGCCGUUAUUUGAUAUACCAAUUGAACAGAUAGCAAUACCAGCUCUACACAUCUCAUUGGGAAUAUUUUUAAAAUUCUUCAAAAUAUUAGAGGUAGAAUGUCAUCUCCUUGAUAUCAAACUAGCUGGAUUUCUAGCAAUAAAUGAUAAACACCUUGAAUCAAGUGAAUUUGACAAAUAUGUUGAGAAGCAGGCAGAGAUACAUCAAUUAGAAUAUGAUGUUGAUGAUAUAAAUACAAAAAUUCUUCUUAUUCAAGAUACAAUAGUCGUUGAAGUAUUUCGCAGCCCUAAAAAUACAGAGUACUUGCAGUUAAUGUACUCUGAGAGAAUUGCAUUGUUAAAAUCGAAGAGAAUAGAAAAGGAAGGAAAAAUUCCGGAAUGCUCAAAAUUUAAGUUAAUAGAAGGAAUGGGGCCAAUAUUAAAGGAAAUUGAAUCUGUUUUGCAGUCAUGUGGAGUACAACGUCAAGCUUAUCACAGUUGCUCGUUCGUUGGAAAUCAUGUUCACAAAAUGUUAAAGGUUGAUAACAUAAAAAAGUUAUGUGACUCAAUUUCUCAAACAGUUUUUAAUAAUAUAGCAGAUAGAGAACAUCCAAUUUAUAUGGAGGCGGUUGACAUACAGCAAAAAUUUAAAGCAUUAUUUCACAAAUAUUCAAAGUGCGACAAUGAAAUGAAUUCAUGUCACUUAUUCAACGAAGAAAAUAUAAAGAGUUUCGAAACAGCUGUAUGCGAACUAAUGAAGUUUUUUAGAAGCACUUGGCUUAAUGAGUCAAUAACUCCAAAAAUGCACUUGUUGGAAAAUCAUAUUGGAGUUUUUUUGAGCACAUGGGGAGUUGGCCUUGGGCUAUAUGGGGAGCAAGGUGGCGAGAGUAUUCAUGCCGAGUUUAAUAAUAUUGGAAGAAUAUACUCAACCAUGUCUGGUACGAGAAAACUAGAAUGUAUCAUGAGAGAUCAUUUUAUAAGAAAUAAUUUAAUUGCGAGUUCGUUAAAACCGCCAAUCGUCCCUCGAAGAAAAAAAAUUAUAUAAUAAAAUUUAUAGUUUAUAUAUAAUAAAGUAUUUAUGCAAAUUAUUAUUAUGCAAUAAUUAUGUAAUUAUCAAAUUUAUUGUUUAAUUUAUUUAUAUAUUUAUUAUGUUUAUAUAAGGUUCUUAAAGAUUUCGAAAUAGGUCGGCCCUAUUACUUUACGAUUAG
Molecule: messenger RNA, 2466 nt
Organism: Hydra vulgaris (swiftwater hydra)
Lineage: Eukaryota; Metazoa; Cnidaria; Hydrozoa; Anthoathecata; Hydridae
Source: RefSeq, a predicted model, not a curated record